Molecule: messenger RNA, 1350 nt
Organism: Oryza brachyantha (malo sina)
Lineage: Eukaryota; Viridiplantae; Streptophyta; Magnoliopsida; Poales; Poaceae
Product: bifunctional nuclease 1
Exons: 11
Coding region: 134-1135 (333 amino acids)
Biological process (GO): protein ubiquitination
Cellular component (GO): nucleus; VCB complex
Molecular function (GO): nuclease activity
Source: RefSeq, a predicted model, not a curated record
GAUAAGGGUUUUAACAUUUGGCUCAAAACAUUUCGAGCCAAAAAAAACUUUACCAAAUCCCCCCAAAAUUCCUGCGUCCUUCCGCUCGGAUCAGGCCCUCCUCCCGCCAGGAUCAGUGUUAUUUUUUGCAAGGAUGGAGAUCAUCAACGGGCCGGUUCUCCCGCGUUACGCUGCCCCGGCGACGGGCGCUCUGACCUCCGACGCGAAGAUCAGCGGGCAGCUGCUUCGGCGCGUGCAGCUGAGGAGACGGGCCUGUGGAGUGCAGGGAGACCACUACCGGGCGGCGCGGAGGUUCUUCGGCUUCCCGUCCGAGCGGCACGGGCGGAGCGGCUGGGUAUGGCCUGUUUGCUGCAGUUACGGCUCGUCUUCCGACGGGGACGGGGACGGCGCCGCUGCCGCGGAUUUCGACGCCAGCGGCGAGGAGUUCGUCAACUCCAGCGUGAUGGAGGCUGUUGAGCUCAGAAGUGUAUCUGAUGGAUUUGUGAUAAAAAUGCGUGACGGCAAAAACCUUAGAUGUGUCCAAAAUAACCCACGUGUACUAAGAUUGCGGGAUUCUGCACCUCACCAUGCUAUUGUUCUGAAGAUGGAAGAUGGAAGUGACCUUUUGCUUCCAAUUAUUGUCAUGGAAACACCGAGUAUCAUGUUGCUAGCUGCCCUUCGGAACAUUCGAAUUCCAAGGCCAACUAUCUAUAAUGUGGUAAAGGAGAUGACUGAAAGGAUGGGAUAUGUGGUACGUUUGGUGCGAAUUACAGAAAUGGUCCAUGAUGCGUACUAUUCUCGAUUGUAUCUUGCUAAGAUUGGGGAUGAAGAAGAGACUAUUAGCUUUGAUCUCAAGCCAUCGGAUGCCAUCAACAUUGCUUUCCGGUGUAAGGUUCCUAUACAAGUGAAUAGGCGUAUAGCAUAUAACAAUGGAUUGAAAGUUGUACAACCAAAGCCAUCUGAGAGCUAUGUAGGAUCAGACCAGUUCCAAUACACAAGACUCGACAGGCCUGACGAUCAACCUUGCUUUGAGGCCCAAGAGUUUGAUUUGGUACGCAAUAUGCUGAUAGCUGCUGUUGAGGAACGUUACAAAGAUGCUGCCCAGUACAGAGACCAGCUUUUCACGUUCCGGGCAAAGAACAAGAACAUGAUUUAACAGUUGCCGAUGGGAGGAGGUGUACAUACUAGCUCGCCUGGAGUGCAUAAAACCAUUACCAAAUACCAAGAAGAUCUUUGUAAAUACUUAUAGAACUUAUAGAUACAUAUACAUACGUACUAGAACAUGACCAUGAUUCUGGGUGCUCCCAGCUCGUGGUGCCGUUGGUUGUAAAAUUGAUUGAAAAGUCGCCCAUGUUUGUCACAGUUGAUUUA